Molecule: messenger RNA, 3744 nt
Organism: Brassica rapa (field mustard)
Lineage: Eukaryota; Viridiplantae; Streptophyta; Magnoliopsida; Brassicales; Brassicaceae
Product: lamin-like protein
Cellular component (GO): plasma membrane
Molecular function (GO): electron transfer activity
Source: RefSeq, a predicted model, not a curated record
UUCUCUUGCUUCCCUUCUUCUUCCUUCUCAGUUCGAUGCUCUGUUUCUAUUGUUCGUUCAGCUAAUGGAACUAGAAGCUGUUAUGAGAACACGUGGAUGGGUGUAAUGGAUAGUCGUUCCUACGUGGAUUUUAUGACUGAUAUCGUGUGGACAUAAACCAAUGUGAUGACGUCAAAAACAAAAGAUAAAAGGAAAUUUAAGAAAUAUUCGUGGUCAACAACACGACGUCGUCUUAUCGAAUUACAAUAUCCAUUGGUUGGUUCGCGGAAAUGGUUACGACGUGCUAUUAUCAGUUGCGUGUGCAUGUUAUUGCGGGAACAUAUGAUCUGCUUUUUUGUAUGCGACGAGCCAUAACAUAUCUCGUUAUUUUACUAAGAAGUACAACUAAUAUAAGUACUCACAUAGUUUUGGAAAUUUUGAUAUGAUAGUAAUUUAUUUUUAUUUUAAAUAUUCAAAAGAUCUAUAUAUAUAUAUAUAUAUAUAUACUCAUUUCGUAUGUUAAUAAAGGAAUUGAAUCUCUGAACCCUUGAAAGAAGAAAAUGGAAAUAAAUUCCCGCCAAAAAGGUGAGAAAAUAUUACUACAAAACAGAAUAAUGCAAUAACCCAGAGAAAAAUAAUAAUAAUGUCAGGCAUUAAAAACUAAUUACUCCCUUAACUAUAUAACGCGUACCUUUAAUUAACGUGUACUUCAUCGUCAACAUCGAGGUUGAUUAAAGUAGUAAUAAGAUUCCAAACGUUAGUUGAAGAAAUUACGGAUCUUGAGAGAUCUUUUCCCCGUAAAACGAGAAAUAUGUAUGUCUGAUUUGACUUGGAAACAGCCCCACUCGCUCAUAUACAUUCAUUCAUAAAACUGCUAUUCAUAAAACUGCUAUUUCUUAAGAGUCAUUAAGCACUGAGCUUCUUUUUCUUUCUAGAGUGAUCGAUGGCUAGACUUGCGUUGAUUGCUGCGGCAGUGGUUCUAGCUUUUCUUGCGGCAGCUCCGGUGACUGAGGUGGCCGCUAAGAGAUGGAUAGUGGGUGAUAACAAGUUCUGGAAUCCCAAUAUCAACUAUACCAUUUGGGCUCAGGACAAACAUUUCUACCUAGACGACUGGCUCUAUUUUGUGUACGAGAGAAACCAAUACAACGUUAUAGAAGUGAACGAGACCAACUACAUAAGUUGCAAUGCCGAUAACCCGAUCGCUAACUGGAGCCGUGGAUCGGGAAGGGACGUUGUUCAUCUCAAUGUGACCAGACAUUACUAUCUCAUUAGCGGUAGCGGUGGUGGAUGUUACGGUGGUAUGAAGCUCGAUGUUUUAGUUGAGAAACCGCCUCCCCCACCAAUCGCAGCACCUAUCAAGAACAGCGCAAGACGAGCCUUCUCCAACUUUGGUUUUGCACAUCGGUUUGUCAUUCCAGUAGCUGUUUUUACAGUGAUCGGGACAAUGUGGGACGCGGUACUGCGGUUUUGUUAACGAGUCUUGACUUCUUUUUAUGAGAAAAAACGAUUGUUUAGAUUCUUAGCAAAGUGAAACUCCUUCCUCCGUAGCUCUUAGUGUUCGUUACUCUCUAUUAUGUUGGUUUCUUGGAUCUUCAGUCAUUCGUUGUGUCAGUGUGUCUGUGCCUUGGGAGAUUGUUCAUGCUUUGCUUUUGUUGGUGGGAAAUCAAUUGUUGAAACCUGAAAGAUAAGUGUAAUUUGCUUUAUAUGAUAAGGAAAAACUUUAUUGGACCUAUAUGGUGGGAAAUCAACUAUUUGCUUUUGUUGGUAGUUGCCACUAUUACACUUUAUAUGAUGUAACAUGUCAAUGACAUCUAUACACAACUAUAUGAUAAAAUAAUAUUUAUUUCUAAACUCAAUAAGUGCAUACCGAUAAUCUGGUAUUCUGGCCCUUGAGUCAGACAAUAUAUGUAUUUGAUGUUGGAACAUGAUAAAGUUUUUCCCAAAGACUUGUUAGUUGCUAUUUUAAAAUUUUAUCCAAAAGUUUUUCCCCCAAAUUCUACUGCUUAACAACAUAUCUAUAGUUUUUCUCACAUAUAUAGUUGUUUAUUCACAUUUACAGAAAUUAUAUGUGGAUGAGAACAUAUAUAACUUCAGUAUUAAAGUUUUUGAACAAACAUCUAGUUUUUCAAAUAUUUGAUGUUUGUCUUGUAGGUGAUAUAAUAAGUUGCAAUUUGGCCGCGUUAUCACAUGACUUCAAAGAUGUUUUGGAAACAGUUUAUCUUCGACUCUUAUGCAAGUCAUAUGGAAACUAUAAACAAUUCUUAAAAAUAUGUAUAUUUUUUUUUUCAUAAUGUGGAAAUUGUUAUCUAUAUAAUAUACUUUUAAGAACUUUAAAGACUAGAGCCAUUAUUUCAUAAGAUUGUACCAUAACUGUUCAUGUUCUUAUGUAUUCCAUACUAAUCUACUUUGCUCCUUUUCUUUUUUGGCAAUUUUAAAAUAUUUGGUCGAUUUUUAGUUGCAUGAAGUUCACAUCAAUACUAUUAAAACAGAAGACCCUUUUUUGAGGUACCCUCCUAUUUCAACAAUAUUUACAAGACAUUGCCACUGGAAUAUUUUUAAAUCUAUAUUUUUUUGUUAUAAAUAUAUUCAUCGUGAUCUUUUUUGUGGUAUUAAAUGGUGGGACCCGCCCCUCUAUCAUUUAGGAUACAAAAUGUUUUUGAAAACAAAUUGGAUUUUCUAUUGUUCUCUUCGAUUCUUCUGUUCUUCAGACUCUUCUUCGUCCCAGCCUGCUAAAAAUAUGCGACAUUUUUUUUUGAACAAAUAUAUGCAACAUUUUCCGAAACAAAAUUAUUCUCAACAAACAUGAAUCAUAAUUUAUCUGCACAUUUCUAGACAUCGAACAUGAAUCAUAUUAUGUUAUUAUAUUAUGUUUUCAUAUGUCAAUCAUUUAAAAUUGUCAUAACUUUAUCAUUUUCUAAUAGGGAAAUAAUAUAUUUUGUUUAACCUAAAUAUACUAAUAAGUAAUAAUCAUUGACCAAUAUCUCACAUAUAUCGAUCAAUAUGUAUGAAAAAUACCUAACAAUAUAUUCUCAUAUAUUUUUACAAAAAAAAAAAAUUCUCAUAUUCCAUAUUUCCAUGUCAAAUCUUGACCACAGUUUUUUUUUUUUCAACAAAGAAGCAACCACAGUUUAAAUAGUGCUUUUUUUUUUUUACAAAUACAUCCUACAUUUAUGGCAAUUUUAAUUUAAGAGGAUAGUUUUUUAAUAAUCCCAAAUUUAUUUAUGAAUAUUCCUAAUCGUAACUAAUGUACCUUAUUGUACUCAAAAAUCGGCAUUGGAAAUAGUUAAACUUAUUUUAACAACAAAUAUUUUAAUUCCUAAUCUUCAAGAAAAAAAUAUUUUAGUUCCUAAUCUUACGCUCAAGAAUAUCGUAACUAUAUCGAUUAUUCGAAUGUAUAACCCUUAAACCUGCAAAUCAUAUGAAUAUAGUCAUCACCAUCUCCACAAUUCAACUAAAAAAAAUAAGCUUAAACGUGAAGAUCCUACAGCUCAAACCUGAAAACACAGCCGUUGAGACCAUUCACAUGUCUGUAUUGAGAAUGUUCUUCUAUUUUUGUUUUGUUUGCUUAGAAUUGUUUACUUUUACUUUAAACGCAAGAGUACGAAGCUGUCUUUGGUAAGGAAGAGAGACUAAGGAAAGAAGGUAAAUAAGCUUUGGCGAAACAAAGGACAUUACUGGAGAAGACUAAACAAGAAAGGGACGAGGCUCUUAGCAUCAUUCUGCAAGGAAAAAAUGAUAAACAAUGAGGAACUUGGACGCAAAGUU